Molecule: messenger RNA, 605 nt
Organism: Paramecium octaurelia
Lineage: Eukaryota; Ciliophora; Oligohymenophorea; Peniculida; Parameciidae
Source: the annotation of a GenBank genome assembly
AUGCUAGAAUUUUAUUUAGAUCUUCAGCUACAGUUUAUGAUUUUGGAUAAUUUUUUGAUGAGGAGGCUUCAUUAAACUUCAAAACCUUAUAGUAAACGCAAGUAGUAAUUGAAAAUUUGAUCAGAUGAUUAUUAAAGAAAAGAGGAAGUGUAACCUUUGCUUAAGUUAUUUUAAUUCAGCUGGGGCAACCAAGGAUGUUAAGUUAGAGAGAUGCCUAAUAUGCCUUUAAAUUUAUUUCCAUAGCUCUAGACAAUCUUGAAUAAUUAUAAGUUUAUGGAAAUAAGUAUAAUAGUCAUGAUGGUACAGUUAUUAGAGAUUAUAUUCAUGUUUUAAAUUAGUAGAGGCUCACAUAAUUUCAUUACAGGAGUUAAAAAUAAGAAUGAAAAGAACAAAAGUUAUAAUGAAUAUUUAAACUCAAGGACAGAAAAAGAAUUUAGUGUUUUAGAUAUUGCUAAUGAACAUUCAAAAUUUGUGCCAUCAAAUUAAAAAUACAAUGAUUGGAGAGGUUGCCAUAUUACCUGCUAAUUCAAAUAAAACAAAAGAAAAUCGGGGUGCAAAGAGAGGAUUUUUCAGAUUCAUACAAUUUUAUUAAAUCAAAAUAAUGA